This is a messenger RNA of Amaranthus tricolor (Joseph's coat), 1909 nucleotides long. Its product is annotated as beta-glucosidase 13-like. Gene Ontology annotation, biological process: carbohydrate metabolic process. Bases 178 to 1710 code for a protein of 510 amino acids. NCBI's taxonomy places the organism in Eukaryota, Viridiplantae, Streptophyta, Magnoliopsida, Caryophyllales, Amaranthaceae. Gene Ontology annotation, molecular function: beta-glucosidase activity. The transcript has 13 exons. The record is from RefSeq and is a predicted model, not a curated record.
GAUCUUUUCUUAAUGACAACAAAUACAAUAAUUUCCAUUAAAAAAAAAAGGACUCACCUACUCCUUUAUUUACGCAAAACGGUCACGUGAUUUGAGGUAUCCAUUUAAAAUGCUUAUAGCUUGUGAAUAAAGAAGAAAAACAAAUCCAAAAACAAAAAGCAGGGAGAAUUGAAAUCAAUGGAAAGUAAAAGAGGGGUUUUGAUGUUUGUAAUGGUAGGCUUGAUUAAACAAAUUGUUGGAGUUGGAGAUCAACAAAUAAUUUCUGUCAAAUUGAAUCGCACUUCCUUUCCAAAUAACUUCAUUUUUGGCGUUGCUUCUUCUGCUUACCAGUAUGAGGGAGCAGUGAAGGAGGAUGGUAGAGGUCCUACCAUAUGGGAUACCUAUGCUCAUAACUAUCCAGGUAAAAUAAAGAAUGGUAGCAAUGGAGAUGUUGCCGCAGAUUCAUACCACAAAUAUAAAGAAGAUGUGAAGAUUAUAAAAGAAAUGGGAUUAGAUGCUUAUAGAUUUUCAAUCUCAUGGUCCAGAGUACUACCAAAAGGAAAGCUAAGUGGAGGAGUCAACAGGAAAGGAAUUAGAUACUACAACAAUCUCAUCAAUGAGCUACUAAACAAUGGUCUAAAACCCUUUGUGACUCUGUUACAUGGUGAUCUACCUCAAGCUUUAGAAGAUGAUUAUGGCGGCUUCUUAAGUAGAAACAUCGUAGAUGACUUUAAGGACUACGCGGAAUUAUGCUACAAAGAGUUCGGUGACAGAGUUAAGCAUUGGAUGACAGUAAAUGAACCAUUAUACUAUGACAUUGCUGGUUAUGUAGUCGGAAAUGGACCGCCAGGUCGAUGUUCAAAGUGGCUUAAUCUCAAUUGUACUGGUGGUGAUUCUGGAACUGAGCCUUACAUUGUGGCUCAUAACAUUCUUCUUGCUCAUGCAGCUGCUGUCAACUUGUACAAACAAAUAUAUCAGGCAUCUCAAAAGGGAAAGGUUGGGAUUGUCUUAGCUGCAAAUUGGAAUGUGCCAUUAUCCAAUUCUGUACAAGAUCGCAAUGCUACUCAACGAGCACUCGAUUUCACAAUUGGAUGGUUUAUGGAACCUCUAACAAGCGGGAAAUAUCCAAGUAUUAUGAGGUCUAUAGUGAAUGACAGAUUGCCAAAGUUCACAAGAAUAGAGUCGAUGAUGAUAAAAGGGUCGUAUGAUUUCGUAGGGCUAAAUUAUUAUUCAACUUCAUAUGCAGCAGAUUCUGCCCCAUCAUCACUUAAUGCAUCAAGAUUCAGCUACCUUUCUGAUUGGCAUGCUAUCUUUACAAAUGAACGAAAUGGAAUUCUUAUUGGGCCAAAGGGUGUGGCGGAAGGGAUCAACAUUUAUCCAAAAGGAAUAAGGAAUCUUUUACUAUACAUGAAAAAGAAAUAUAACCCACAAUUAAUAUACAUCACUGAGAACGGUAUUGGUGAGCUAAACAAUUCCUCAUUAUCCCUUAAAGAGGCCUUGGUUGACACAACAAGGAUAGAUUUUCACUACAAGCAUUUGUAUUUCCUAAGAGAAGCAAUUCGGAAUGGUGUUAAUGUCGGCGGAUAUUUUGCAUGGUCAUUGUUAGACAAUUUCGAAUGGGGUGCAGGUUACACAAUUAGAUACGGCUUAAACUUCGUGGAUUUUCAGAAUGGAACGAAGAGAUAUCCUAAAAGCUCCGCAUUGUGGUUCAAGCAUUUUUUGGGAAAGUGAAAUCAAUGGCUUUCAAAUCCUAUUGUUUUGUUUUAUUAAAGUAGGUCGAGAGAAAAUAAGGCUCAGUAAGAAUCAAAUUUUAAAUUUUAUAUAUUUGGAAAAAGCAUUAUUUGCUUUAGUUUAGAUAAGAUUUAAUUAUCAAUUGUUAUAUUCUUUAUUUAUGCAAUUAUAGAGUUUUUAAUACUUAUGCAUGUUUUAA